AUGACCUGGUACGUGGUAAAAUUUGAUGAUGAGGACACAGUUGAAGCUGUACCUGACAUAUGGUACAUGAAAAAAAAUUCACAAUGCUAUUGGCCUCCUGGAGGCACUACAAAACAUAUUAUAGUAGACUUUAUAAAAAAAAAGCAAUCUCCUGGAGCCGACUGGGCACUCUAUGAAGCAAACCUUUUAGGCAGCUAUGACAAUUAUAAAAUAGCACAAAAAAAAGCCAAUAAAGCUAAAAACACAAAUAAUCUCUCCUCUAAUAACGAAGAAUUGAAAAGGAAAUAUAGACGUAGGAGCACGAAAAAAAGCCAUCAUAAAGAAUCUGAAAAUGAAUAUGAAUUAUCCUCUGAAACCGAAGUAUCCUCGGAUGAUGUUAUAUAUCCUGUUCCAACUCCAAUAGAAAAAACUCAAUUAAGUGGGAUUAAUGUCACUGAUAAAAAUGAUCAGUUGAAAGCUUCUACCUCUGUUACUACGUCUAAUAAGUCUGAAAAUCUAUUUGCAACAUCACAGCAGCCUACUUCGACUCUUCAACAGAAUAAUGAAUAUCAAAAACGAGUUCUAAGAGAAUUACACAUUCUUAGUUUAAAAAUGGACGAUAUUGUUGAAAAUAUGAGUCUUUUAUUCAAAAGUAAAAGAAAUGAAUCGCAAGACUUAACUUCGCAUGAGGAAAUUCUAGAUAUCACACGAUCAUUUCCGGUAAAUGAAAAUUCUUUAGCUCUGUUAGAAAACUGGUUGAUAGACUCUGAACAUAAGAAACUAUUGUCGCAGCAUUUAAGUCGUAUUGGAGGUAGUAACGUUAAAGAGAUUGUACGGCGCAUUAUGUAUCAUGUAUUUACUAACGAAGUUGGUAUGAUUUACUCUUGGGAAGGAGCAAAGAAAAAGAAAAUCUUCAAGGAUUUAGCUGUAGCAUCUACUAUUUUCUCUGCCGUACGACUCAAUAAGAAUACUAAUGAUUGCACAAAUGCAGAAAUUAUAAGUUUUAUAAAAGCAUGGCUUGUAAGAAGCAAAGAUCGGUUUAAUAAUAAUAACAAAAAUAAACCUGCAACUACUCAAGACGUUAAUGAGAACCCGCAGAUCAGUAACGGAGAGUAG
Messenger RNA from Nylanderia fulva, 1095 nucleotides. RefSeq lists its product as uncharacterized. The record is from RefSeq and is a predicted model, not a curated record. Lineage: Eukaryota; Metazoa; Arthropoda; Insecta; Hymenoptera; Formicidae.